Cryptomeria japonica (Japanese cedar) is the source of this 4052-nucleotide messenger RNA. Its product is annotated as AP-4 complex subunit epsilon. The coding region runs from base 532 to 3498 and encodes 988 amino acids. Gene Ontology annotation, cellular component: membrane coat; AP-4 adaptor complex. The record is from RefSeq and is a predicted model, not a curated record. Gene Ontology annotation, biological process: receptor-mediated endocytosis; intracellular protein transport. Lineage: Eukaryota; Viridiplantae; Streptophyta; Pinopsida; Cupressales; Cupressaceae. The transcript is spliced from 11 exons. Gene Ontology annotation, molecular function: cargo adaptor activity.
CAAGCACAUUCAAGCAGAACUCAUUCUUCAAUACAAAGGGAUCCUGCCUGAAUCCAUAAAUUAUUAAUUUAGAGACGCCCUUCGAAUCCAACAUAUUUAAGAAGCCAGUUUACCUUGACAGGCGUCACUCAUUCAAAUUACAAAACACCCGUACACAGCAGAACGAGAGCAAACCAGAUCAGAUCGAUUUAUAAAUAUAAUUUUCAAGCACAACACUGGAAUCGAAAAAAAUAGAAGCCUGCAAAUUGGCAUCAUAUAGGGUUUCUGCAAGGUAAAUUGAGAGAGGAUCAAUUCAGGGUUUGUAAAUAAUUGUAAAAUAUGAUUUCCAGUAUUAGAGGGCUAUUCUGAGAGGAUUUUUGGGCAAUUUUUUGAACUGGAAAGAAAUCAUGUCACAGUUUAGAUGAAUCAGUGCAGAUCUGGAUUCAGUUUUGGUUGAUUUUAGAGCAUUAUUCAAGCUGGAAGGGAAAAUUAGAGUUUUUAGGGUUAGUAUUCAAGCUGGAGCAGUUAAAGACAAUAGGACGGGAGCUCGCUAUGGGCUCCCAGGGCGGAUGGGGGCAGACUAAGGAGUUUCUGGACCUGGUGAAAGCCAUCGGAGAGGCCCGAUCUAAAGCAGAGGAAGAGCGAAUUGUUUUGCGCGAGAUUGAGACCCUAAAGAAAAGGAUAAAUGAACCCGAUGUGCCUAAGAGGAAAAUGAAGGAGUACAUUAUUCGUCUGGUGUAUGUUGAAAUGCUUGGGCAUGAUGCCGGCUUUGGCUAUAUUCAUGCCGUCAAGAUGACACAUGAUGAUUCCUUGUUGCUAAAGAGGACAGGAUAUCUUGCGGUUACGCUGUUUUUGAAUGAGGACCACGAUCUUAUAAUUCUGAUUGUGAAUACUAUACAGAAGGAUUUGAAAUCGGAUAAUUAUCUGGUUGCUUGCGCUGCACUUAAUGCAGUGUGCAGACUGAUUAACGAGGAAACAAUUCCAGCGGUGCUGCCGCAGGUGGUGGAGCUGUUGGGGCAUCCCAAGGAGUUGGUAAGGAAGAAGGCUGUCAUGGCAUUGCACAGGUUUCAACAAAAGUCUCCGUCUUCCGUGUCACAUCUUAUUCCCAGGUUUCGCAAGAGAUUGUGUGACAACGACCCAGGUGUAAUGGGGGCAUCCCUUUGUGCCCUUUAUGAUCUCAUUACUGCUGAUGCAAAUUCAUACAAGGAUCUGGCUACUAGUUUUGUUAAUAUCUUGAAACAAGUAGCCGAGCAUAAAUUGCCAAAGGGUUAUGACUAUCAUCGUACUCCAGCACCGUUCAUUCAAAUCAAGCUGUUGAAAAUCUUGGCCUUGCUUGGCGCUGGGGACAAGCAAGCAAGUGAGAACAUGUAUACUGUGCUAGGUGAUGUCUUUAGGAAAUGUGAUCCGACAGGCAACAUUGGGAAUGCUAUUGGAUAUGAAUGUAUAUGCACAGUGGCAUCUAUUUAUCCAAAUUCAAAGUUAUUGGAAGCAGCUGCUGAAAUAACAUCCAGGUUCUUAAAGAGUGACAACCAUAAUUUGAAGUAUAUGGGCAUUGACGCUCUUGGUAGAGUCAUCAAGAUCAACCCUGACUUUGCAGAGGAGCAUCAAUUGGCAGUGAUCGAUUGCUUAGAGGAUCCUGAUGAUACACUAAAGCGGAAGACAUUGGAUUUACUUUAUAAGAUGACAAAAUCCAGCAAUGUCGAAGUCAUUGUAGAUCGCAUGAUCAGCUAUAUGAUAAGCAUCAAUGACACACACUAUAAGACAGAAAUAGCAUCUCGAUGUAUAGAAUUAGCUGAGCGCUUUGCUCCAAGCAACCAUUGGUUCAUUCAGACUAUGAACAAAGUUUUUGAGCAUGCGGGAGAUCUGGUAAACAUUAAAGUGGCACAUAAUUUGAUGCGAAUCAUUGCUGAAGGAUCCGGGGAGGAUGAUGAAGAUGCCGAUAGUCAACUGAGAUCCUCUGCUGUAGAUUCAUAUUUGCAGAUACUUGACGAACCAAAACUUCCUUCUAUUUUUUUACAAGUCAUUUGCUGGGUUUUAGGAGAGUAUGGAACAGCUGAUGGAAAAUACCCGGCCUCAUAUAUCAUAGGAAAACUAUGUGAUGUAGCUGAGGCCCAUUCAGGAGAUAAUGUUGUCAAGGGUUAUGCUGUCACUGCUAUUAUGAAGGUCUGUGCCUUUGAAAUGGCAGCUGGAAAGAAAGUGGAGCUAAUACCAGAGUGCCAUUCCUUAAUUGAUGAACUCUCAGCUUCCCAUUCAACAGACUUGCAACAACGGGCAUAUGAAUUACAGGCACUGAUAGGGCUAGAGGCUGAUACUGUUGAGAGUGUGAUGCCAUUGGAUGCAAGCUGUGAAGACAUUGAGGUAGACAAGAACUUGACAUUUUUGAAUGGUUAUGUACAAUCAUCUUUGGAGAAAGGAGCAAGGCCUUAUAUUCCUGAGAAUGAGCGGGGUAACAUAGGUAAUGUGAAUGCUUUUCGCACUCAUCAAGAUCAAACUGAAGGUGUUGGUCAUUCUUUAAAGUUUGAAGCAUAUGAAAUUCCAAAGGCUCCUGUGCCAACCAGAGCUAUCCAAGUAUCUAGCUCAACAUCAAAUGAAUUUGAGGUGGUGAUAGACUCAAAUUAUGCAAGAGCUAUGCAGUUAUCUGCACCUGUUUCGUCUCCAGCAAAUGCUGAAAUGUCUAAUUUUGAUGGCCUCAAGCUGCGACUAGAUGGAGUACAAAAGAAAUGGGGCCGACCAACUUAUACUUCCAGUUCAGCAACAUCUGCCUCGUCAGCUAACAUUGACAAAACCAAUAAUGGGUCACAUGUAAGUGCUCUUGGAGAAGCGACUGGCGUGCAGAACCGAGAGAGCUCAUAUGAAUCAAGACAUGUGGAUAGAAGGCAGCAAAACGAAGUCUCUACUGAGAAGCAGAAGCUCGCUGCUUCAUUAUUUGGAUCAUCAUCUUCAAAAACUGAUAAAAAAGCAUCUGCUACAAAGGCUUCUAAACCAGUUGAUAAGAAGAGUAACCAUAUCCAUCCAGAGAAGACUCAGACAGAGACGGCAGUUUCUGCACCUAAUAGAGUGGAAACCAUUCCUCAAAAUGUUACAGCAACACCUCCACGAGAUCUCCUUGAUUUAAGUGAAGAAGUCCCUGCAGUGAAAGUAUCCUAUGACCCAUUCAAGGAGCUAGAGGGCCUUCUUGAAGGUCCUCUAGAAUCGGCACCAGCCAAGCCUGCAGCUUCUGUUGCUAGUAGUUCACCAGUAGAUCUUGUGUCUUUGUAUGGGGGUGUUUCUUUGGGACCAACGGCCUCCAGUGCUCCAGUUGCAUCAAAUAUCCUUGGAAAUGACUUACUUGGGGGAGCCCCAGUCAUGCAAACUGGUUUAUCCAAUUUGAAUGCACAAUCUAUUUCUAGCCAGUCUCUACCAUCAGUUAAAAAGGGGGAAUCUCCCCAGGAUUCUUUACAUAAAGAUGCAGUAUCUAGACAGGUUGGAGUGACUCCAACAGGGGAGAACCCCAAUCUUUUCAGAGAUCUGCUAAGUUAAUAUAUUUGGAUUGCAAAUGACUCAGAUUCGUUUUUCUGUAAUACGGUAAUUCUAUCUUGCUGAAUUUAGAAUCAGAGAAUGGAAGGGAAGCAAUAGAGAGCAAAAUGCAAAAUACAAAAGCUAAAUUCGGCUGAGAUUGCAGGUGCUUAUUUUUCCCAGUUGAAUGAUUUUUGUGUUGGCAGAACUCUAAAUGUUUUAUGAGAAGUGAAUAGCGGAAUUCAAAAUGUUGUCCAUCAUGUAUCUUAGAAUUUUAGGCUUAGAUAUAUGAGCUUUGUAGAUCAUCUCUUCCAUUUUUCUCCCUGUAUUUGUUAACUCAAGAUUAGAUGAAAUUCUCCAAAUAGGAGAAUGAUGUUUUAUGUCCUUUUAUUGGAAUGCCUUGCCUUAAAUUCCCCCUGUAAGAGAUUUUGAGAACUACUGUUCCAUUGGGGUUAUGCGUCAUGAUCAUGAACACUUAUUGUGGUGUUCUAAGAGCUAAUUGAGUAAAUAAGUGUACUAAGGUGUUUGUUGGAAUAUUUGUUCUUUGCUGAGUGGUAAUAAUUUCCCUGUUGUCACUA